UGGGAGCAGGGGCGGACUGACCAUUUGGAAACUCGGGGACUGCCCGAGGGUCUGGGGUCACUAGGGGCCCCCAUGAGAUGCCCCUGGUACCUUUUUCAUAGGCUUUUUUGAGUUUGGGCAAGGACACAGGAGCCCCAUGAUCUCGUAUUGCCCGGGGGCCCCAUGAGUUGUCAGUCCGCCCCUGCGGACCCUGAUACACAAGAAGAAGUAAGAGGAGAUCUCCCCAAAGCAAGGAGAUAUCUCCUCUUGUCACGCAAACAAGUUUCCUUGUGGAGGUUUUCCUCUCACCUCCUG
Staurois parvus is the source of this 294-nucleotide messenger RNA. Lineage: Eukaryota; Metazoa; Chordata; Amphibia; Anura; Ranidae. The record is from the annotation of a GenBank genome assembly.